Messenger RNA from Acaulospora morrowiae, 312 nucleotides. NCBI's taxonomy places the organism in Eukaryota, Fungi, Glomeromycota, Glomeromycetes, Diversisporales, Acaulosporaceae. The record is from the annotation of a GenBank genome assembly.
AUGGAAGAAACUAUUAUAAAAGGACGCCCAGUUAUAAUAUUCCCAGGCUGUCAAAAGACGACGAAGAAAGGAAAUGAACUUGGAAAGAAGAGAUUAUGUGGAUUUUGUUAUUUUGGAGAGUCUUUUCUGAUAAAAAGUGGUAACCAGGAUAUUGAUAAUUUCCUAAGAAAAUUUGCAGAAUGGAAAAGGCAAGUUUUUAAGGUAACAUGGAAUAAAGGGCGCCUUCGCUUCUGGCAUAAAAAAGAUGAAAAAUUUGCUCGAUUUCCACCGAAAACAGUAGCAUUAAAGGUUCUCAAUGAAUCUAGGAAAUGA